ACAAAAACAGCCCGUCGAAGAGGCAAAGAGUGCACUCGGUCCUGAGCAUCAUUAGAGGAAGAUUUUUCUUUUCAGCCUGAAGCUUUACUUCCCCGGUCCUUUUGGAUCAUGGCUAAAGAUGCUGGUCUGAUUGAAACAAACGGAGAAAUCAAGGUUUUCAUUGAUCAGAAUCUUAGCCCCAGUAAAGGUGUCUUGUCCUUGGUUACUGUUCAGCCCACAGCUGUUGCCAAACAGCUCCUGCCCAAAACCCUCGGACCCUCCAACGUGAACAUUGCUCCACACAUGCAACAUGUGCCCCAUAUGGUGAUUGGAACACCCCAGAGGCCCACUGUUUCCAAUACCAUACUGGUAAACAGUCCGCAUACACCCAGUUCCCAGUUCCUCACCCAGACCCAGCCACCAGAUGCCUCCCCAUGGUCUUCAGGGAAACGAGGUAAGAAAGGUGAGAAGAAUGGGAAAGGUUUAAGGCAUUUCUCCAUGAAAGUGUGUGAGAAAGUCCAGAAGAAAGGAGUCACAACCUACAAUGAAGUGGCAGAUGAGCUGGUAGCAGAAUUCAGCUCGACUGAUAACCACAUGUCCCCUAAUGACUCGCAUGUGUACGAUCAGAAGAACAUCCGACGGCGUGUGUACGAUGCACUCAAUGUCCUCAUGGCCAUGAACAUAAUUUCUAAAGAGAAGAAAGAAAUCAAAUGGAUUGGCCUUCCCACCAACUCGGCUCAGGAAUGCCAAAACUUAGAGGUGGAGAGACAGAGGCGGUUGGAGAGAAUUAAGCAGAAACAGUCACAACUUCAAGAGCUCAUAUUACAGCAAAUAGCGUUUAAGAACCUGGUCCAACGGAACAGACAGACAGAGCAGCAGACAAACAGGCCCCCUCCUCCAAACUCAGUCAUCCACCUUCCCUUCAUUAUUGUCAACACCAGCAAGAAGACAGUCAUUGAUUGCAGCAUCUCCAAUGACAAGUUUGAGUACUUGUUCAACUUUGACAACAUGUUUGAGAUCCACGAUGACAUUGAAGUGCUGAAACGGAUGGGCAUGGCCUGUGGUUUGGAGGUGGGGAAGUGUUCUCCAGAGGACCUCAAAGUGGCACGCAGCCUAGUGCCUAAAGCUCUGGAGCCCUACGUCACAGAGAUGGCAAAGGGUCCCAUCAGUAACGUCUACAUCACUGGAGCAUCCUCAGCUAAUGGAGCUCGUUAUCCUGUGGGCAGUGAUGGAGGGGCUGAUGGCACCAUGGCUUCCAGCUCAAACGACUCUCACUACAGCGGGUCUCGUGUGGAGACUCCAGUGUCUUACGACGACGAGGAUGACUAUGACGAAAACGACGAUGACGAUUAACCUGCCUCUCGACGCCCACCUCCCUCACUCCAACAAGCACAGUCCCUCAAGUUGUCGUCACCACAGGAUCCUAGUCCCCCAGUCCCCUUUCCUGUGUCCCCUCCCCCACCUCUUUCCUGGCCCGGCCUCUCAGGGGUGUUGAUUAAUUCUGAGGUAGAAGAGGUGUGUGCGUUUGUGUGUGUGUGUGUGUGUGUGUGUGGCUCCCCUCUCCUUUCCCUGGCUCCUAAUCACACGUGCACCUGCACCACAGCUCUCUAGGAACUAUAGUCUAUGGCCGGAGCACCGUGUUAAAGUUUCUCUAUGUCCCUAUCCACGUCUCAAUAAGCCAUCCCACUUUCAAAUAAAACAAAAAACCCUCUGUACAACCCACUGCUGUUGGAGAAUGUAUAGUGUACUGUGUGUGAAUAGUUAUCCCUGCUAUGAUUACAGUUGGCAGACUUUUUCGAAGAUCCAGUGUUCCAUGAUGGCCACCGUAGUGUCGGCUUUGCCGCAUCGUGACACUGUGGAAGCCAGUGUGGCCUCUGUAGUUGCCAUUGCAUCCCAGGAUGGGGCCUGCUCCAUCGAAUGCGUGGAUACUUUUUCCUUUUUUUGUGUGUUUUGGACAAUAAUUUUGGAUUUUUCCUAUCUCCCACUGUGUUGGGCCGGCUUCCUUGUGUUCUGCAGGCAGCUGUUUUCCUGAUCUCGUUUGCUUGUUUUGUUUUAUGUUUUGUACUCUGGAGUUGUUAAGGAAUUAUCCCUUCCCCGCCCUGUCACACCUUGGUAGUGUUUACAUAAGAAUGGCACCAGCAAGGUAAAGACCUCCAUAACCCAGGCUUCCUAGGAAAAUAAGCUUUGUUUGUUAAUUAAGUAUAUGGAUCCUAUGAUGAUUGUAGCUUAUAGUAUCCUUUAGAGGCCAGUGCUAAAAGGUAGACCUGAAAAUUAUUGACGUGUGAAAUGUGGUUGUGUAGGUCUUUAUGUAUUCCCUGCAGAGAACUCCUUUUUAAAACUGAGCAACACAUGUACUGACUCUUCCAAAUACCUUUUUCUGUAAUCUAAUAUAAGUUUGCAAAUUAAAUAUAGAU
Messenger RNA from Lampris incognitus (smalleye Pacific opah), 2393 nucleotides. RefSeq names its product transcription factor Dp-1, a (gene tfdp1a). Lineage: Eukaryota; Metazoa; Chordata; Actinopteri; Lampriformes; Lampridae. The coding region runs from base 109 to 1332 and encodes 407 amino acids. Gene Ontology annotation, biological process: regulation of cell cycle; regulation of transcription by RNA polymerase II. Gene Ontology annotation, cellular component: nucleus; transcription regulator complex. The record is from RefSeq and is a predicted model, not a curated record. The transcript is spliced from 12 exons. Gene Ontology annotation, molecular function: DNA-binding transcription factor activity, RNA polymerase II-specific; RNA polymerase II transcription regulatory region sequence-specific DNA binding.